AUGCCCUCGCCGUCGUCCGCGGCGCCGUCCGCGCGCGCGUGCGUCGAUCUCAUCGCGCGGGCGGGAAAGCUCAAGGCGCUCAGGCGCGCGGGAUGGGUCCAGCGCGGCGUGCGCGACGCGGAAUCCGUCGCCGAACACUCGUGGAGAGUCGCGCUCAUGACGAUGCUCGCCGCGGAUCGCGACGACGCGUGCGAUUCGGGGCGCGCGGUCGCGAUGGCGCUCGUCCACGACCUCGCGGAGGCCGUCGUGGGAGACAUCACGCCGAACGACGGCGUGAGCGACGAAGAGAAGGCGGCGAUGGAGCGGGAGGCGAUGGGGACGAUGACGGCGGCGCUGGGCGCGCGAGGCGAGGCGUUGAUGGCGCUGUGGGAAGAGUACGAGGCGGGAGAGAGCGCCGAGGCGAGGCUGGUGAAGGAUAUGGAUAAGUUGGAGAUGAUCGCGCAGGCGAUGGAGUACGAGACGGAGGAGAACACGGGGAGGGGGGAGGAUUUGGAAGAGUUUUUCGAGAGCACGCGAGGACGGUAUCGAACGGCGACGGGCGAGGCGUGGAGCGAGGAAAUCGAGCGACGUCGACCGCGGGCGGGGUAA
Ostreococcus lucimarinus CCE9901 is the source of this 588-nucleotide messenger RNA. RefSeq lists its product with no specific name. Gene Ontology annotation, cellular component: cytoplasm. Gene Ontology annotation, molecular function: 5'-deoxynucleotidase activity. The transcript has a single exon. NCBI's taxonomy places the organism in Eukaryota, Viridiplantae, Chlorophyta, Mamiellophyceae, Mamiellales, Bathycoccaceae. The record is from RefSeq and is a predicted model, not a curated record. Bases 1 to 588 code for a protein of 195 amino acids.